This is a messenger RNA of Indicator indicator, 1113 nucleotides long. RefSeq names its product solute carrier family 10 member 4 (gene SLC10A4). Lineage: Eukaryota; Metazoa; Chordata; Aves; Piciformes; Indicatoridae. The record is from RefSeq and is a predicted model, not a curated record. The coding region runs from base 1 to 1113 and encodes 370 amino acids. Gene Ontology annotation, biological process: bile acid and bile salt transport. The transcript has 3 exons. Gene Ontology annotation, molecular function: bile acid:sodium symporter activity. Gene Ontology annotation, cellular component: membrane.
AUGGAUGGCUCCGCGCAACCCCCGGUGACGGCGGGAGGUGGCGGCCCCGACGGCGGGGCGGCGGCUGGCGGCGGUGAGGCUUUUGCGGACCGGUCCCUCAGCCAGGGCUUGAGCGUGCUGGUGGGACUGGCGCUGUGCGUGACCAUGCUGGGGCUGGGCUGUGCCGUGGAGCUGGGACAGCUGGGGCAGCAGCUGCGGCGGCCCGUGGGGCUGCUGCUGGCACUGCUGGGACAGUUCGUGGCCAUGCCGCUGCUGGCCUUCCUCCUCGCCCUCAUCUUCGCCCUGGACGAGGUGGCGGCCGUGGCUGUGCUGCUGUGCGGCUGCUGCCCCGGGGGUAACCUCUCCAACCUCAUGUCGGUGCUCGUCGACGGGGACAUGAACCUCAGCAUUAUCAUGACGGCCUCGUCCACGCUGCUGGCCCUCUUCCUCAUGCCCCUCUGCCUCUGGAUCUACAGCCGCCACUGGAUCAACACGGCCGUGGUGCAACUGCUGCCCCUGGGGGCGGUGAGCCUGACGCUGGGUAGCACCCUGCUGCCCAUCGGCCUCGGGGUGCUCAUCCGAUACCGGCACCCCCGCGCCGCCGACCUCCUGGUUAAGAUUUCGCUGUGGUCUCUCUUGGUGACUCUGGUGAUCCUGUUCAUCCUGACUGGGACCAUGCUGGGCCCAGAUCUGAUGGCACACAUUCCUGCAUCCGUCUAUGCCAUUGCGGUGCUGAUGCCGCUGGCCGGGUACGCCUUGGGAUACGGCUUGGCCACGCUCUUUAAAAUGCCCCCCCACUGCAGGAGAACAGUGUCCUUGGAAACAGGGUGCCAAAAUGUCCAGCUCUGCACCGCCAUCCUGAAGCUCACCUUCCCCCCGGAGCUGAUUGGGGGCAUGUACAUGUUCCCCUUGCUCUAUGCCCUUUUUCAGUCGGCAGAAGCCGGACUUUUCGUGCUGCUGUACAAGAUGUAUGGCAGGGAUGGCCACAAGCAGGACGCACUGGGGGAAGAGGACGACACGGAUAUUUCCUACAGGAAGCUGAAGGAGGAGGAGGUGGCUGACACUUCCUAUGGCACAGUGACCACCGAGGAGCACAACUCCAUACAGAUGGAGCCGACGCAGACAGCGCUUUAG